UCUGUUUUUAAGGAUUUUAGAGCCAAAAUACUAAACCGAAGAUAAAUCCAUAUACAGUAAAAUAGCGGUUAGCGGUUAGCGUUAGCUUCCACUAAUUUCUUUAUCGGUUUAGCGGUUUAGCAUAUGCGAAGUUAAUAUUAUAGUCAGUGGAUUACCAGUUAGCGAAGCUAACUUUUUGGUUAGCGGUGCCCACCACUGCUGGACACACUGCCGCUUCCAACACGUUGCAGCGUCUACUCUGUGACUGUUGAGUAGUGUACUCCGUAGAGUGCCCAACGCUGUCUGCUACUCCAGCUGAGCAGUGGACUGUUUUAGGCUACUACUCAGAAGGCUGCACUGUAUCAACUGUGUUGCCUACUGUAGAAUGCUACGUAGCAACUCACAGGGGUACUUUGUAGGCCACUUACAGGGCACUCUGGCUACUCAGACGAAUGGCUGAGGAAAAGGAGGAGGAGGAGGAGGAGGAGGAGGAGGAGGAGGAGGAGGAGGAGGAGGAGGAGGGUGGCCAGGAUGAAUGUGAGAGUGGCGGCACGCGUGUGGCAUGCGGCGGCCGGCCAGGCCAGUGUGGCUGUGUGCGGGUUGGCAGGUGGACACGGGCAGUGCGCUCACCGCCGCGCCGCGCCUCGCCACACAUGCAGCUGUUGGGGCAGGAGCUGCGGGGCCUCGUGGGCGGCGUGCUGGGCGUGGGCCGCGUGGUGGCGGCGGGCCUGGCGGGGCUCGUGGCGGGGCCGCCCACACUGGUGGUCGUGGGCCUCGACUCAUCGGGCAAGACCACGGCGCUGCUGCGGCUAAAGUACGGCCACUACGUGAACGCCGUGUCCACCGUCGGCUUCAACUGCGAAUGUCUGCGGCGCGGCGGCUGCUCCUGGGUGGCAUGGGACGUGGGCGGCGCUGAGCGCGUGCGGCCCCUUUGGCGCACCUACACGCGCGGCGCCGACGCGGUGCUGUUCGUGGUGGAUGCCAGCAGCGGCGAGGAGCGGCUGGAGGAGGCGCGCCACGAGUUGCACGUCCUGGUGUGCCGGCAAGCGGCACAGAGCGCCGCGCUGUGCCGCUCACGGCCGCCGCUGCUGGUGCUGGCCAACAAACAGGAUCUGCCGGGGGCCAGGACGCCCGCCGCCAUGGCUGACGCCCUCGGCCUGCACGACCUGCCGCCCGCCCAGCCCUGGGGCCUUGCAACCGCCUGUGCCGUCACCGGCGAGGGUCUGCCCGAGGCCAUGGACCUCCUGCGCCGCCUCCUCCUCAAGGCACGCCGGGCCUCGCUCUCACGGGGCUGACUUGCGGGUCACCCUAUGCUUCCCGCCGCCCCCACCUCCUUCAGUUUAUCCCUGCCCAGCCCCGCACCAAACCCCUGGACCCCCGAGGCGUGAGGCAAUGGAGCCCGAGUACUCGUAUGGGGACAGGCGGGGAACUACAGACAACUGAGUGCCACUGGUGGCUGACAUAUGUGAUAAUGUGUGUGUAUGUAUGUGUGUGUGUGUGUGUGUGUGUGUGUGUGUGUGUGUGUGUGUGUGUGUGUGUGUGUGUGUGUGAAGCGUGCAUGCAGUGUUUGAAGGGGUGUAUUUAUAAUAUUUAUUGUGCAAUAGCCAGAAACGUCACACAUACACAAGCACGUAGCCCGUACCCAGAGAUCCGUCACUUGUGAGUCGCUCAUCCGGGAAAAGUAAUAGUUGGCAAUCGUGAGACUAUUGUGUGAUCAGACCAUUACACACACACACACACACACACACACACACACACACACACACACACCGCUCCGGUAGAUCAAUCGGUUAGAGCGCAGCGCUGCAAGGCUUCACGGUCAAACAGGCGGCGGUUCGAGCCCCGCUCAGGCCGGAUUCUUUCCGUUGACAAGGAGUGGUUACUGUCCCCCCUUGAGCAAGGGGGAUGGGGUGUGUGGUGUGUGAGGUCCUGGCAGUACCCAGAGAUCGACCAUAAUGACCAUACAUUUCCUCGUGUCGGGAGGGUACCUGCUGGCGAAAGCGAGUCCAACUCGUGAUCAGGCCUUGGUGAAUUACACACACACACACAAAAAAAAAAAAAAAAAAAAAACAGGCUCUGGUCAGUGUUACAUGUAGUACAACUGUAUUAUACGUACGCGCAUCCCUUGAGACAAAUGUAUAUGUAAAUAGCCGUCUUUAUAAAGAUGUAGGAAAUAUAUUUUGUUAUACUGUUGAAACUAUGUGGAAGUAUUAUUAUCUUUACCACUCUUCUAUCGAUCUACGUUGGACGCGCACAUAAAUUAAUUGUCUCCUUUCAUCAUUAUAGGACAAAACCAGACACGGAAAAAAAACGAGAAAAACAAGAACAACAGCACCAUAAAAAAUACGAGUAGAAAGGAAGAACCAGAUUAAGAACUAGAAAAAGAUCAAGAACACGAAUAACUAGAAGA
Eriocheir sinensis (Chinese mitten crab) is the source of this 2389-nucleotide messenger RNA. RefSeq names its product ADP-ribosylation factor-like protein 4C. Gene Ontology annotation, cellular component: cytoplasm. The record is from RefSeq and is a predicted model, not a curated record. Lineage: Eukaryota; Metazoa; Arthropoda; Malacostraca; Decapoda; Varunidae. Gene Ontology annotation, biological process: vesicle-mediated transport; intracellular protein transport. Gene Ontology annotation, molecular function: GTP binding; GTPase activity. Bases 432 to 1274 code for a protein of 280 amino acids. The transcript has a single exon.